Molecule: messenger RNA, 705 nt
Organism: Naegleria fowleri
Lineage: Eukaryota; Heterolobosea; Eutetramitea; Acrasida; Naegleriidae
Exons: 1
Coding region: 1-705 (234 amino acids)
Molecular function (GO): protein binding
Source: RefSeq, a predicted model, not a curated record
AUGACAGUUCCCAAAGAAAUCCUGAUCGAGACUUUGACAUUUCUUCCCUUGAGUGACAUGGGAAAGAUUUUAACCAUUUCCAAGACACUUUAUCAACAGAUUCUUGAAACUCCUCGAUAUUUCAAGUCCUUGUUGAUCUCUUAUAGUAAGAGUGUUCAAGUUGAACCACUCAACAGCGUCCGAGAAGAAAAUAAAAGAACUGAACUUUUAGGGCAUCGGAAGGACUUGUUUUUGAGAUCCUUCCGCUGUAGCUCCGAUCCGAUUGGAAGUGGACAGCUUGUGUUAUUGAUAUGGUUCACACACUUUCAAAAAAAAGAACGCAUGUCGACUCUAUCUCUCAACAUCAUUCCGAAACUUCUCGUUGGUGGCGUCUCUGCUCUCCAUGUCUACAUUCUCGUUUUAGAAAUGUUUUUGUGGAAUACUCCUCGGGGAAGAAAAGUCUUCCGACUCUCCGAUGAAGAGUUUGCAAGAAAAACACAAACACUUGCGGCCAAUCAAGGUCUCUACAAUGGUUUCUUGGCUGCUGGAUUGGCUUGGUCCUUGAUGCAUCCGGACACUACUUUCGGAAAACAAUUGGCCUUCUUCUUUUUGAGUUGUGUCGGUGUGGCAGGAGUGUUCGGAGCUGCCACAGCUUCGAAGAGAAUUUUGUACGUUCAGACAGUGCCUGCAGUGUUGGCUUUUAUUUGUACGUAUUGGUUAUGGUAA